AAGAAAUGACGGAACAAGAAAUUGUAAACAUAGUGUUGGGGCAACCUGAAGUUGAAGAUAAUGGGGAUAUUGAUAAGAUAAGUGAGCCAAUUGUAACAAAUACAGAAGCUAUAAAUGGUUUGGAAAAUGUAUACAACAAAAAGAUUUAG
This is a messenger RNA of Funneliformis mosseae, 149 nucleotides long. The record is from the annotation of a GenBank genome assembly. NCBI's taxonomy places the organism in Eukaryota, Fungi, Glomeromycota, Glomeromycetes, Glomerales, Glomeraceae.